Molecule: messenger RNA, 750 nt
Organism: Echinostoma caproni
Lineage: Eukaryota; Metazoa; Platyhelminthes; Trematoda; Plagiorchiida; Echinostomatidae
Source: the annotation of a GenBank genome assembly
AUGGGAAGGACACAUCAGGGUGAGGUGAACGGACAUAUCAAACCAUUGGAAAUGAAUCAUUUGCACUCUCCUCGCUCUUCCAUGUACCACUGGCUAUCUGAUCUGAAACUGCUUCCGGCAGUUUAUCAUCAGAUAAUCGGUGCAGUCACCAGCGAUUGCGGUUUGGAUAGUUCGUUAAUUUACGAAGUAUUCCUGACCUCCGGACUCAGUCAACCCAUUCUUCACCACAUCUGGUCUGCUACCAGUCAGUCCCAUCCGGGUUGGUUCACACCGGCUGAAUUGGUCUCAGCCCUUGCUCUCAUCGGUCUGGCUCAGGCUGAACAACUUAAUCAACAAAGCACCAAUCUGGAAACAGUUCUACGCACCUUAACCCUAAGAAGACUCCAUACACUUCCUAAUCCACCUACACCAUAUGUGCGAAUCCCUGCUAGUCGACUACUGACUGAUGUGCACUGCCCAACACAACCGCCCACUCUCCGCUCCUCACUCAAUUCACCAAAUCAUCAAUCCACUUCCUCGAAUGCAUUUAAACACCCGUGGCCGUCCAAUGCAACAACAAACGGCACAACAGCUUCGUUCACAGCAAGCUUGAAUCUGUUCGAAACCGUGCCAAACACCACCCCGUGUGAUCAGGGGGAGGAUGAUUGGGCGGAAUUCACCUCGUGCAAAAAUCCGGUAAUUUCAUCUUUACAGUUGUCUCUGUGCACAUGCGGUCUGAUUUUUCGUCUAUUUUCCGUUUCGUAUGAAUAA